AUGCCGAAAGUCUUGUUUGGAUUUUCAUGCAUACCGUUUGUGUGUUGCAGCCACGACCGUGACCAGCCGUUCACCUUCCAGCUGGGCGUCGGCCAGGUGAUCAAGGGCUGGGACCAGGGCCUGCUCGACAUGUGCGUGGGAGAGAGGCGCAAAUUAGUGAUUCCCCCAGAGCUGGCCUACGGAGACAGAGGAGCGGGCAACGUCAUCCCAGGAGGUGCUACUCUUACUUUUGAAGUGGAUCUUGUUAACAUUGGUGACUCCCCUCCACCAGUCAAUGUCUUCAAGGAAAUUGAUGCUGAUAAAGAUCAAAUGCUAUCACGAGAAGAGGUGAGCGAAUACCUCAAGAAGCAGAUGGUGGCAGCAGACCAGGAAGGAGGAGAGAGUGAAGAAGUGAAGAGGAUGAUGGAAGACCAUGACAAGCUAGUUGAAGAGAUCUUCCAGCAUGAGGAUAAAGACAAAAAUGGCUUCAUUUCGCAUGAUGAGUUCUCUGGGCCUAAGCACGAUGAGCUGUAGGUGACUUGACGAAAAAGACUGUGGUUGAAUACAGUGAAGUGCAGAUGAAACAAUCUUCCAGAAGCAAAAAUUACAAAAAUAAAUCCCAUCAAAUGUACUGCACUACCGACCGUGACAUGCCAACAUUAAAGUGGCUAUUAACUUUUCAGAGUGCUACUAUAUCAUCAUUUUAUACAAUCUAUAUAAAAAUGAACUCUUUUUCUACACAUAUAACAGAUACCUUUAUUUAAGAAGAAAACUUGAAGAUACAUUUUGUACAUACUUCUAAGGAUUUAUUGAUUACUUUAUUAUUAGUUUAAAGAAAAAAAAUAUUUGGUUUAUUGCUGAGUUAAAUGUUGUCCAAUGUUCUAUAUCAUCUUCACAUUCCACUUAAUUCUGAUUGACAUCUACUUUGUCCAAAAAAUUGCACAGUAAAAGAGAUUAUUGGGUUUGUAAAUGUUAUAAAUGUGUGUUGUUGUUGAAGUUGUAUGAUGUUUAAAUAAAAGCUGUAUUUUAAGUUUUGA
Molecule: messenger RNA, 1016 nt
Organism: Gryllus bimaculatus (two-spotted cricket)
Lineage: Eukaryota; Metazoa; Arthropoda; Insecta; Orthoptera; Gryllidae
Source: the annotation of a GenBank genome assembly